AUGUUUGGACCUGAUAUAUGUGGGGACAGCACCAAGAAAGUUCAUGCCAUUGUUUCUUACAAUGGAUCGAAUUACUUCCUCAAGAAAGAUGUGCCUUGUGCGACUGACCGGCUGACUCAUGUUUAUACUUUCAUCCUCAAACCUGAUGCUACCUAUACCAUCCUAAUUGACAAUGUGGAGAAACGAUAUGGUAGUUUGUAUUCUGAUUGGAAGAUUCUUCCUGCAAAGAAGAUCAAAGAUCCUGAAGCCAAGAAACCUGAUGAUUGGGGCGAUCAGCAGUAUAUUCCUGAUCCAGAAGACAAGAAACCAGAGGGCUAUGAUGACAUUCCAGUGGAGAUACCUGAUACUGAUGCUAAGAAGGCAAGUCUUCUAUUUUUUCCUGUUUGGUCUUUUGCAUUUUAUUGUAAGCAUAGCUCUAUAGACAGCAAGCCUGAAGACUGGGAUGAUGAGGAGGAUGGUGAGUGGACACCUCCAAAAACUGUAAACCCCAAGUACAAGGGGCCAUUGAAGCAGAAGGCAGAGCAAAUUGCAUUUGAUGAGGCAGAGAAGAGGAGAGAAGAAGAGGAAUCAAUGAGUGAUCCAGUUGGUUCAGAUGAAGAUGAGGAUGUUGUGGAGAAGAGUGAUGGUGUAUGGAUGAUGAAGAGGCUAGUAAAGAGACAGACAGAGAUGGUUGGGCAGGCAGAUGAUGCAUGCACGUAG
This is a messenger RNA of Ilex paraguariensis (yerba mate), 699 nucleotides long. Lineage: Eukaryota; Viridiplantae; Streptophyta; Magnoliopsida; Aquifoliales; Aquifoliaceae. The record is from the annotation of a GenBank genome assembly.